GACGCGUCCUUAUCUUAGCGCAAUCUCAUCACCCAUCCCUACGUCAUCGGGAUCCUUCAGCUUGAGUCGUUCAUUUCACCCCUUGAAUUCCUAUUGACAAUCUCACAGCAUUCGUUCUUUUAUUUCUACCGCCAAGAUGCCUACCAUACUCGUUGUAGGCGCUACCCGUGGCCUUGGUGCGAGCAUCGUACAGAAAUACGCAGCAGACGCGAACAACCAUGUUCUCGCAACCGCGAGGACGUCAGAGCCUCCUGAGAACACAAGCAACAUAACAUACGUCCCCAACGUUGAUCUCGAAUCCCCCCACGUCGGCAGCGAUCUCGUCCACUUCCUUGAAUCAAACCACAUACCACAUCUAGACAUCGUCAUCAUAACAGCCGGCUACUUCGCCACCGAAUCGCUUAAGGAGCCCUCGUUCUCCGCGCAACAGCGCAUGUACACCAUCUGCGCCAUCGGCCCCACUAUCCUCGUCACGGCCCUCGCCAACUACAACAGCACGCUUCUAGACAACAACUCCAAGAUCGUCUUCGUCUCAUCCGAAAGCGGCAGUAUAGCACUGCGACACGAAUCUGAAGGAGGCGGCAACUACGGUCACCAUGCUAGCAAGGCGGCGCUCAACAUGUGCAUGAAGUUGCUGAGUAUAGAUUUGAGAGAUAGGGGUAUUGCGAUUGUCUCGGUGCAUCCGGGCUUCAUGCGGACGGAAAUGACUCGUAAUGUGGGCUUUGAUAAGUUCUGGGAUGAGGGAGGGGCGGUUGAACCGGAUGUUGCUGCGGAGAGCCUGGUGGAGUGGAUUGAGCUGUUUGAUAUUAGUCAUACUGGGCAGUAUUGGGCGCCGAGGGGACCUGGUGAUAUUGGUACUGCUGAGCCCGUAUUGGGGCCGAAGAGCAAGCUGUCUACUCCUCUUCAGUUGCCUUGGUGAGCGGUCGUGGCGAAUGGCGAUGUUGGAUCGCCAGGCAUGACGAUUGAUGAAUUAUUGAUAACCUCAACGAAAUUAGGGGCGGAGUUUUGAAUGUUAUUCUGAAUUAUAU
Alternaria rosae is the source of this 1028-nucleotide messenger RNA. RefSeq lists its product as uncharacterized. The record is from RefSeq and is a predicted model, not a curated record. Lineage: Eukaryota; Fungi; Ascomycota; Dothideomycetes; Pleosporales; Pleosporaceae. Gene Ontology annotation, molecular function: oxidoreductase activity, acting on the CH-OH group of donors, NAD or NADP as acceptor. Bases 137 to 919 code for a protein of 260 amino acids. The transcript is spliced from 3 exons.